AUGAGUGAAGAGCGAGGGGCGUCCAUCAGGAAGAAGUUGGUCAUCGUCGGGGAUGGCGCAUGCGGGAAGACCUGUCUGCUCAUUGUCUUCAGUAAGGAUCAGUUCCCAGAGGUCUAUGUCCCCACUGUUUUUGAGAAUUACAUCGCCGACAUUGAAGUGGACUGCAAACAGGUGGAACUGGCACUCUGGGACACGGCGGGUCAGGAAGACUACGACAGAUUGAGGCCUCUAUCCUACCCCGACACAGACGUUAUCCUCAUGUGCUUCUCCAUAGACAGCCCCGACAGUCUUGAGAACAUUCCAGAAAAAUGGACUCCUGAAGUGAAGCACUUUUGUCCCAACGUCCCUAUUAUCCUGGUGGGCAACAAGAAAGACCUACGGAAUGACGAGAACACGCGCAGAGAGCUGGCAAAGAUGAAACAGGAGCCGGUCAAGUCAGACGAAGGCAGAGACAUGGCCAACCGCAUCAGCGCUUUUGGCUACCUGGAGUGUUCAGCCAAGACCAAGGACGGUGUGCGGGAGGUGUUCGAAAUGGCCACUCGCGCCGCUUUGCAAGUCCGUAAGCGCAAGAAGAGGAACGGCUGUACGCUCCUGUGA
Nerophis lumbriciformis (worm pipefish) is the source of this 597-nucleotide messenger RNA. NCBI's taxonomy places the organism in Eukaryota, Metazoa, Chordata, Actinopteri, Syngnathiformes, Syngnathidae. The record is from RefSeq and is a predicted model, not a curated record.